Molecule: messenger RNA, 1653 nt
Organism: Emericellopsis atlantica
Lineage: Eukaryota; Fungi; Ascomycota; Sordariomycetes; Hypocreales; Bionectriaceae
Exons: 6
Coding region: 1-1653 (550 amino acids)
Biological process (GO): transmembrane transport
Cellular component (GO): membrane
Molecular function (GO): transmembrane transporter activity
Source: RefSeq, a predicted model, not a curated record
AUGACGACUACCAGUGAGAGGACGCCGCUGCUGGCUCGGGUGAGCUCUGGCGACAAGGCCAGCAGCAAGACGAAGACGCUGGCAUCGUGGCUGUUCUGCGAGGAGCAUCGCAUCUUGUUCGCCGGGUUCUUGAUCACCUUUGCCUUUAGUGUUACCCAGGUCCCAAUAUUCUAUGCCUUCCACAUCAUGGUGUGCGAUGUCUACUUUGACAGCCACCCACCGUACCACGGCCACGGCGACAGAUGCAGCAUCAACCCCGUGACGGCCACCACAUCAUGGCAGUAUAGCAUCAUGGGCAUGAGCACGACCUUUUGCGGCGUCCUGAAUCUGUUCAUCGCGGGGUGGACGGUCAAGAAGAUUGGCCCCAGGGCGGCCCUGCUGAUCCAGACGUGCGUCCCCGUCAUCCGCCUCGUGGUCCAGAUCACCGGCCUCACCAUCGGCAAGGAGCUGGGCAUGCUGAUGAUGCAGCUGAGCCAGAGCAUCACCAUUGUCGGCGGGCCGGUGGGCUACGUGCUCAUCAUCAACAUCAUCGUGGGUGAGGUGGUCGAGCCCAUCCGGCGCACGGCUGUCUUUGGCCAACUGCAGGGCUGUCUGAUGCUCGGAAACGGCGUCGGAGUACUGCUCGGUGGCGUGGUGGGCGACGCCAUUGAGAUCCGUGCCCCGUUCUGCAUCGCCUUUGUGUCGUUUCUCCUCGCCUCGACGUUUGCCCGGUUCACGCUGCCCUACAUCUCUGUCGAGUCCAUGUCGGACGGCAAGCAGCGCGCCAACGCCGGCCUGCUCGCCCCUCUCCGGGUCCUCAAGCCCCAGGGGCUGCGCCUUCCGAGCGGCGCGAAGAGGAAGCACUAUGGUGUCAUCUUCCUCUGCACAGGCAUCUUUGUCGGCGUGAUUGCCACAGACUACGCCCCCUUUCUCAUCCAGAUGUACGCCACAGCCAUGUUCGACUUUACCCAGGCCGACAAUGGCCCUCUCAUGGCAGGCUUCUCGUUCAUGAGGAGCUUCUUCCUCAUCUUCAUCUUCCCCCGCAUCAUCACGUUUGGACGUGACGUGUGGGCCGGGCGCGCCAACAAGGGCCCUGCGCGGGAGCCGAGCGAGGCAGACGAGAUUCCCACGUCUCCUGGACAGAUGGACGCCCCGACGGCGGCGGCUGAGCAGGCAGAUGUCAUUCAUCCGACUGAUCCCGCUGCACCGAGGGAGACGUGGAGCGGAUACCACUUUGACCUCUUCUUCUUGCGGGGGAGUCUCCUCGUGGAUGGGCUGCUCACCACGCUUACCGCCUUUGCGACCGAGUGGUGGCACAUUUACCUUGCGGCCUUCCUUCUGCCAUUCGGCUCUGGCACGGCCCCAGCUGCCAAAGGCGUCAUCACGCAAAUGUGUCCCGAGUCGCAGCGCGCAGACGCGCUCAACGCUGUCACGCUCAUCGAGAACAUUGCGCGGAUGGUGACGCAGGGCCUGUUUGGGUUCAUCUUUGCGAGCCUGGCGACGAUCGGCAAGGCGUACACGACCUUCUUCGUCAACGCGGCCAUUGCCAUUGUCGGGCUGCUGGUGCUGCUGCUGUCGCACUUCCCGCCGGCUGGGAGUGAGCUCGUCGACGAGGCCAGCGAGGAGGACGAGGGGGGCGAGGAGGAUGAGCGGGCGCCCCUCGCACGGACAUGA